CAAAUAUAGUUAAAUUCAUCAUUCAUCCUAGUAUUCUACCAUCCAAUAUUCAUUAUCCAAGGAUUUUGGUUUGAGUUCACGGAAUAAGGCUUUCUGAUUUUUGAUAAUAGCGAUUUGCGGCUUGUGAACUUACCGCUCAACAAAUAAAUAAUCAAUUAUCAAUAUAGCGUUCUUAACGACACCAAAGCAUUAUAAUAUAAAAAUAUCGUAAGCCAUCAGUCCGAUCCAUAAUAUUCGAGUGGCAAUGGCAAAUCUAAAUCCCGGCACACCGCCACAGCAAAAGAAACCGUCUCCAGAUUCACUUUUCUACCAGUUCUCACCAGAAGAAACCAGAGUCAUGAAUGAAUGCAACACUGAAAGUUUUUUUCAAAGAAGCCUACCACUAUCACUGAUUACAGGUGCUGUUUCCUAUGCUGCAGUUAAUGCCGGUUAUUUAAAGCGGAGUUUAAAAUGGGGUCCAUGGCCUAAAGUAAUAUUUGGUGGUCUGUUUGGUUAUCUAAUUGGUAAAUAUUCUUAUCAAGCAAAAUGUGCUGAAAAAUUAAUGCAGUUACCUAAUAGUGAACUUGGACGAGUGCUCAGGGAACGUAGAGGAAAAACAAGUGGAGAAUUUUUCCAAGAAAAUGUUACAAAUCCAACUAAUAUUACACCUGGAAAUGAUAUGCCAACACUUUUGACUGAUUACAAAUCUAAUGUAGAUAUUGAUAUGCAUAAACCUACAUACUCUUUAGAUACAGAUUAUAGACCCAAUUAUGAUGGUUUACCACUUAGGAAGGAAAAUGAAAUUUCACUGUCAAAUGUUACACCUACUUCUUACGAAGACCUUAGGAAACUUAAUAGACAAGAAUAUGAUAGAACACAACCAAAUAAAGUGACUUAUAGGCAACCACCUCUAUCAAAUUCUCAACCAAUAUGGGAUAAUCAAGCUUAUCCGCCAUCAAAUACUCAACCAACAUGGAAUAAUCAAGCUUAUCCAUCAUCUGACCAAACAAGGACUCCUCAACAUAGGGAAUCACGUAAUCAGUAUGGAGAUGUUGUAUAAUUAUAGAUAGUCAUUUCCCAUUUACUUAAUGUAAUAUAAUAUUAGUUUUGUUUGUUAUAACCUAAUA
Molecule: messenger RNA, 1106 nt
Organism: Melanaphis sacchari
Lineage: Eukaryota; Metazoa; Arthropoda; Insecta; Hemiptera; Aphididae
Gene: asrij
Product: OCIA domain-containing protein 1
Exons: 7
Coding region: 245-1039 (264 amino acids)
Cellular component (GO): endosome
Source: RefSeq, a predicted model, not a curated record